Molecule: messenger RNA, 846 nt
Organism: Symbiodinium pilosum
Lineage: Eukaryota; Dinophyceae; Suessiales; Symbiodiniaceae
Source: the annotation of a GenBank genome assembly
AUGUUGUCCGGCUUCGUGUGCAAGAUUGUGGAAUACCCGGCCGACACCAUCAAGGUCUUAGAGCAGACCGGUGGUGGUCGUUUCACAGGGCCAGUAGACUGCUUUCGGAAGACUGUGGCCACCUCCGGAUUCCUGUCUCUCUACCAGGGCCUCGGUGCUCCUCUGCUGGGGUCCAUGGCGGAGAAUGCAAGCCUCUUCGUUUCGUACGGGUACAUCAAGAAGGUGCUAGCCGUGGACGAAGAGGCGGCCAGUCUGUCCAAUCCUAUUCCGUUUUGGAAGUUGGUCCUCGCAGGUGGCGGCAGCGGCUGUGCCUCCACUUGCGUCCUGACGCCUGUGGAGCUGGUGAAGUGCAGGCUGCAGGCCCAGCUGAACAGCCCCUCUGCAGAGAAGCUGUACAGGGGACCUGUUGACUGCAUUGUCCGCACUGUGCGGGAAGACGGACUUACAGGUUUGUGGCGAGGCAAUCUGAGCACGCUGAUGCGAGAAGUGCCGGGCAACAUGGCCUGGUUUGGUGUGUACGAAGGUGUCAUGAGAAUUGUGCAGACAGUCCGGCGGUAUAACAAGAAGAAAGAUGUGCCGCUGCUAUGGUCUGCCUUGUCCGGCUCUUGUGCUGGCAUAGCAUACUGGGCAGUUCCCUACCCGGCAGACACGGUCAAGUCGAAAAUUCAGACUGACCCGCGCUUUCAUGGGCAAUCCUUUCUGACAGUCUUUCGAACUGUGCUGAGGGAAGAGGGAGUUGCCGGACUUUACCGGGGCUGCGGUGUCACUUGCUUCCGCGCUGUCCCGUCUCAUGCGCUAAUAUUCUAUGUGUAUGAGAUGGCCAACCGUUUUCUGCUUCAGUUUUAG